AUGGCAUUUACCUUUGAAGAUGGUUGGCUCCCGACCUUUCUCCCCAUCUGCCCCAGGACGUUGGUUUACCCCUUCCUCAUGAGAGGGAGGCCUUUUCCAGUCGCGGUGCUUUUCAGAGGCUUUGUCUUCUGUACGGGAAACGGACUCCUGCAAGGCUACUACCUGACUCACUGCACUGAGUACCCUGCCGAGUGGUACACAGACAUACGGUUUAUCCUGGGUGUUGGCUUAUUUGUUUUGGGAAUGGGAAUCAACAUUCAUAGUGACUAUCUAUUGCGCCAGCUCAGGAAGCCUGGAGAAGUCAUCUAUAAGAUUCCACAAGGGGGCUUGUUCACGUACGUUUCUGGAGCCAAUUUCCUUGGUGAGAUCAUCGAAUGGAUCGGCUAUGCCCUGGCCACCUGGUCCCUCCCAGCACUUGCAUUUGCAUUUUUCUCAAUUUGUUUCCUUGGGCUGCGAGCUUUUCACCAUCAUAGGUUCUACCUCAAGAUCUUUGAGGACUACCCCAAAUUUCGGAAAGCCCUCAUUCCAUUUAUCUUUUAAAGAAACCAAAUUUAAAAAGGAACAAAACUCCCACAAUGUUGUUGAAAAUCACCGUAACCUUUAAGGUUCACAUAUCUAUGAUGUAAUAGUUCGUAUAUACAUGAUAUACGCAAUGGUAGGCCUUUUGUGCUCUUUCAGCUGGCCUGGAGAGUCUGCAUGAUACCCCCUCCCAGGGCUCUUGAUCCUGAUCUUGUGUUGAAGCUUCAACCAUGCCCUUGGCUAUUCCUCCUAGAAAGUGCAAGGCUUCCCCAUGUGUGUUUCUUUGUGUGAUCCAAGUUCAUGUGGCUUUAUACCCGCUCGACAUCAAUGUAAGAAAGCUCUGCAGUCAAGAAAGUUUUGCGUGGAGGGUAGUGUUUAUAGACUUAAUUAAAGAUGCAUAUUCUACACCCAUAUGAAUGAGGAGAGAUUUAAAUUCUGAAGCUGCACAGCCCCCGAGCAAAUCUACCGCCAAAUGAAAACUGAGUCACGUCUUCCUUUUCCUUAGGUAAUUAGGAAAGAUGUGUGAUGGGUAGGCAGCCUUUUAACAGAGGAGCCCUCUCUUCCCAUUGCUGCAAAUGCAACCAUCCCUUGACCCCAUUUCAAAUGUUUGCAAUGUCUUAGUGCCUCUGUCUUCCUGAGGAUUUCAUUCCCUCGGUUAGAGGCAUCAGAGCCUAACGCGGAGAACUGGUUUUCCUGAUGGUUUCAGUGAUCACAAAGAAAAAGACACAGCAGUGGAUGGCUCCUGAGAGAGUGCAGAAGAGUUUUAGAGUGGCUACUGCAAACUCUCCUAUCCUUGGAAACCGGUGGAAAUAGCCAAAUAAUGAGCGGGCGUCAAGUAAGCGGGCGUCAAGUAAGGAGACGACGAAGGACAGAUGCUGCUUGCCUCAACGAGGUGUCCACAGCGACAGUGAAGCAAAUCGGAAGAACCCAGCAACUCUCAUCUCUGGGUUUCUUCCCCACAGCUCCAGGACCUGAGCUAGAAGGUGCAUCUUGAACAUCAGCUCUCAAAGGAGCCCAGAACAGAAGCCAAGAGCUGCAACCAAAAAGAGGAAUCAGGGCAGAAAGCCUGUUUUUUGGGGGGUUGGGUGGGGAGGGGUGGCAGGCUCAGACAGUAAUUUACAAGUAUCUUGAUUUUCUUUUUUUUUUUUACAUUCAAUGUUUCCAAAAUUUAAAAAUGAGGAGGUUUUUGC
Myotis brandtii (Brandt's bat) is the source of this 1709-nucleotide messenger RNA. RefSeq names its product steroid-5-alpha-reductase, alpha polypeptide 2 (3-oxo-5 alpha-steroid delta 4-dehydrogenase alpha 2) (gene SRD5A2). Gene Ontology annotation, molecular function: 3-oxo-5-alpha-steroid 4-dehydrogenase activity. Bases 1 to 540 code for a protein of 179 amino acids. Gene Ontology annotation, biological process: steroid biosynthetic process. NCBI's taxonomy places the organism in Eukaryota, Metazoa, Chordata, Mammalia, Chiroptera, Vespertilionidae. The transcript is spliced from 5 exons. The record is from RefSeq and is a predicted model, not a curated record.